AUGUUCAAGUCCAUCUUCAUCACUCUCGCCGUCGCCGUCGCCGCGCUCGCCUCUCCCCAGGCCACCGUAUACAGCCCGUUGGACUGCAACCAGCUCGCGAACCAAUUCGACCGCGCCGCUUCGUACCAAGCCGGCACGAUAAUCGUACUUAACCGCCAGGUGUGGGCUGUCAACAGGUUCACUAACAACAACGCCCCCGGAGACGCGGCCAACGCCUUCACGCUGAUCGGCUUCUGCCAGUGA
Messenger RNA from Coniophora puteana RWD-64-598 SS2, 243 nucleotides. RefSeq lists its product as uncharacterized. The coding region runs from base 1 to 243 and encodes 80 amino acids. The transcript is spliced from 5 exons. NCBI's taxonomy places the organism in Eukaryota, Fungi, Basidiomycota, Agaricomycetes, Boletales, Coniophoraceae. The record is from RefSeq and is a predicted model, not a curated record.